AAUCUAUCCGGAAGACAACAAAAAAUUUCUUUAGAAAUUGUGAUUUUCUGAGUGUUCAUGUUGUAACAGAAGCGCCGGCGAAAACCCUAGUUAGUCCCUACCAUUCAUCACAUCACACACUCCUCGCAGGCUAAUCUUUCUGUCUACAUAAUCAAUGGCUGAUGGUGAAUCAGACAAGAAUAUCGAGAUAUGGAAGAUCAAGAAGCUGAUCAAAGCACUGGAAGCUGCAAGAGGUAAUGGUACUAGCAUGAUUUCUCUGAUUAUGCCUCCGCGCGAUCAAAUAUCUCGUGUAACUAAGAUGUUGGGAGAUGAAUUUGGUACUGCUUCAAAUAUCAAGAGCAGGGUAAACCGACAAUCUGUGCUGGGAGCUAUAACUUCUGCUCAACAGAGGUUGAAACUUUAUAAUAAGGUUCCUCCAAAUGGAUUGGUUCUUUAUACUGGUACCAUUGUCACUGAUGAUGGCAAGGAAAAGAAAGUGACAAUUGACUUUGAACCUUUCAAACCAAUCAAUGCGUCACUUUAUCUCUGUGAUAACAAAUUUCACACAGAAGCUCUAAAUGAACUUCUAGAAUCUGAUGACAAGUUUGGUUUUAUUGUUAUGGAUGGAAAUGGAACCCUUUUCGGGACUUUAAGUGGAAAUACUCGUGAGGUGCUUCAUAAAUUUACCGUUGAUCUGCCAAAGAAACACGGUAGAGGAGGGCAGUCAGCUUUGCGUUUUGCUCGUCUUCGCAUGGAAAAACGGCACAAUUAUGUUAGGAAGACCGCAGAGCUUGCUACUCAGUUUUUCAUCAACCCUGCCACUAGUCAGCCUAAUGUUGCCGGACUCAUACUUGCCGGUUCGGCCGACUUCAAGACCGAGCUGAGUCAGUCUGAUAUGUUCGAUCCUCGUUUGCAAGCAAAGAUAUUGAAUGUGGUUGAUGUUUCCUAUGGUGGGGAAAAUGGCUUUAAUCAAGCAAUUGAAUUAUCAGCAGAGAUUCUAUCUAAUGUGAAGUUCAUACAAGAGAAGCGCUUGAUAGGAAAAUAUUUCGAAGAGAUAAGCCAAGAAACCGGGAAAUAUGUUUACGGGGUUGAUGACACAUUGAAGGCACUGGAGAUGGGAGCUGUUGAAACACUCAUUGUAUGGGAGAAUUUGGAUAUUAAUAGAUAUGUGCUGAAAAAUGCUACCACCAGUGAGAUUGUCAUAAAGCACAUGAACAAGGAACAAGAAGGUAAUCAAAGCAACUUCCGCGAUGCAGCCACCUCGGCCGAGUUAGAGGUUCAGGAGAAGAUGCCACUACUUGAGUGGUUUGCGAACGAGUAUAAGCGAUUCGGAUGCUCACUGGAAUUUGUGACCAACAAAUCUCAAGAAGGGUCACAGUUUUGCAGAGGGUUUGGUGGUAUUGGAGGUAUGCUUCGCUACCAGCUUGACAUAAGAUCAUUUGAUGAGUUGUCUGAUGAUGAUGGAGUGUACGAGGAUUCUGAUUAAGCAUGUGUUAUUCUAGCGCUUUUCAUUGAUUUUUGUUUGUUUUGGAUAGUUGCAUUGGAUGAAUGACUAUCACCAAAUUACACAUUACUUGGAUUUUAAUUUAUGGCACAGAGACUCGGUCCUUUGUUGUUAUAUUGCAUUUGUAUUUUUUUUCACUUUUA
Cicer arietinum (chickpea) is the source of this 1626-nucleotide messenger RNA. RefSeq names its product eukaryotic peptide chain release factor subunit 1-3. The record is from RefSeq and is a predicted model, not a curated record. Gene Ontology annotation, molecular function: translation release factor activity. Gene Ontology annotation, biological process: translational termination. Lineage: Eukaryota; Viridiplantae; Streptophyta; Magnoliopsida; Fabales; Fabaceae.